Messenger RNA from Lampris incognitus (smalleye Pacific opah), 3549 nucleotides. RefSeq lists its product as uncharacterized. Gene Ontology annotation, biological process: release of cytochrome c from mitochondria; mitochondrial fusion; positive regulation of apoptotic process. Bases 129 to 743 code for a protein of 204 amino acids. Gene Ontology annotation, molecular function: protein heterodimerization activity; channel activity; protein homodimerization activity. NCBI's taxonomy places the organism in Eukaryota, Metazoa, Chordata, Actinopteri, Lampriformes, Lampridae. Gene Ontology annotation, cellular component: mitochondrial outer membrane. The record is from RefSeq and is a predicted model, not a curated record. The transcript is spliced from 7 exons.
CCAUUGGCUGCGCUCACAAGGCUGCGCAUUUCCGUGUUACUUCCUUGUUCUUCGGUGAAAGACACUGGCCUCGCAGCUGUAUGCGUGAAGGCGCAGCCGGGAAGUGAGUUGGAGACAGAAGUGGAGUCAUGGCAGACUCUCGAGAAGGGGAGAAGGCGCGACACGACGAGCCUCAAGGCGCGGAGGGUGGGGAAGAUGUUAUCGAUGACCCGAUUAUAGAGCAAGGAGCUGUGGUUCUAAGGGGCUAUGUGAUUAGACGUAUAAGCACCGAGGACCCAGGCCGACAUGUCUCCCCUAUCGACCUGGGUGGAAGCCCCAAUGAACAGCAGGAUCCGCAGAUUAAAGAAGUGGUCGAACAGUUGCUCAAAAUAGCUGACGAGAUGAACAGGAAUGCUGAGCUCCAACAACUGAUCAGCCAGGUGCAGAACAACUGUGCUCAGGAUGUCUUCAUGACUGUGGCCAGGAGUAUCUUUGCUGAUGGCAUCAACUGGGGUCGGGUAGUUGCCCUCUUCCAUCUGGCCUACCAACUCAUCUACAAGGCACUGACCACCAACCAUCUAGAGAACAUAAGGACCAUUAUCAGCUGGGUGCUGCAGGUCAUCAGGGAGAAACUCUACUCCUGGAUCAUACAGCAGGGAGGCUGGGAGGGGGUGAUCUCUGGCAUUUCUCGGUGGAGGACAGUUGCCAUAGUAGCAUCAGUGGCAUUGGUGUUUGCCAUUAUUUACAGCAGGAAGAUGCGCUAAUGUCAGCAGACCUAAAGUUUUCCACCUUGCCUUUAAAACCGGACUUGGAGAUCCAUUUGAAGUUGAAAGCUUGGGCUUGACCUUCAGAAAUGUUCUUUUUUUAAAUCUUGUCCUCUACUCACUCCUUCACUUUGAAAAUGAGGCACUUCCAAUUUUCUCAGGUAUUUAAGGACAUAAAGACAAUUGUAUUCAGAGUUCUGCCAAAUGUUGCCAUAAAGUAACUUCUAUUGAUGCCAAAACUAGCUGAAUAUGUAGAUUUAAAACUGUAAAUUGGAAUGUGUGUGAGUGUAUAUGUGUGUUUGUUUGCCGAAAGCUAAUUUAAUCUCUGCAGAAUAUCAGUAAGUGCACAUUGGAGGGGUGUAUGUAGACUUCAGGGAAAGCCUUUUCUUUAGCUCUCUUGGUGUCGUCCAGGCAGGUCUUUAUAGUGUAUUAUUUGACUUCCGUUCAAGGACAUGCAAUGUAUAUCCACACUUCAUUGAUGGCUUCAGUUUUCAAGUUCAUAUUGCUGCUGAGUGGUCAAAAAUAUUUACCCUUGACAUCAGAUUUUUGUCACUUUUAUUUGGUGGGUAGUAUCCGAGUACACAGAGGGUUGCUGUUUUUUGCCUUUCUUCUGGAUUAAACGUAGAAACUUACAGUAACCGUGUUGCAAAGUGUGCACAUCCUUCAUGUACAAUGUGGUAGAAGCACCGUUACACUGAUGAAAUGUUGAGAUGGAAUAGGCCAACCAAUUAUCUUGUUGUAGUUUGGGACAUCUUUCUCAAGAGUUCAAGUUCACUGUAAUGGACAUGCUUAUCACAUUCACUUUUAGGUUGGUCCCUAGAGGCUCUAAAGAGUCGAGGUCUGGACAUUCCAGGAAACUGCUCUUUUUUCUUUCUUUUUUUUUUUAGCCAUUCCUUAGUUGGUUCUUUUGGUUCAGGGAAUUGAGCCUCAUGCAAUAGCCAUUUGUAUGUACAGAUUUUCUCGUAAAACGUGCAAGAAAAAGUCUUGUGGUAUUCAGCACUCAUCUCAUACUCGGAUUUGGUGGUUUGUAUGAUCAGAAUGAGACACAAAUACACUCAACAGUCCUGUUGGUCAGCCACAGCUUCUGAAAAGGGCGAAGUCCGUAAAUCACAAGUCUGCAGCACAGAGAUACUGGUACUAAUACUGAGAAGACAAAAAACACUUUCAGGCAUAAGUGGCCAACGGGAUAUGAUUAUGCAGCGUUAAUAGACCUUUUGUAAAUGAACCGGAUAUGCAUGUAUGCUAAUUAACCGGCUAUACAUGUAUGCCAAUGAACCGGAUAUACAUGUAUGCUAAUUAACUGGAUAUACAUGUAUGCUAAUUAACUGGAUAUACAUGUAUGCUAAUUAACUGGAUAUACAUGUAUGCUAGUUGAGACAGAAGUCUUUUUGGUGGCUCAGGUGAAUUAAAACUGAAUAGACUUAUUAUGAGUAAUUAUUUCUCUUUCUGUCAGUUCUUACAACAUCCUUUUCAUGUCUUUCAGCUACUGUACAGAUGCAAAUAGUGAACUUCUCUCAUGCAGAAACUAGUGCACAUUUUGCUCAUGCGCAUUCAGUUUACAAACAAGUGGUGUUGAGCACAUGUAAGCAGAUACGUAUGGUUACACACGUUUCACGAAGCCGAUGUGGAAUUCUCUAAUGCAAUAUUCCUAAAAUACAUUUAAGACUAAGGUCCCUUUACCCUUUAAGCAUCAAGUCUUAAUUCAAGCGUCUUCUUUUUUUUAUUCUUUUAAAAAGGGCGGCACUCCUCUCCCAGAACAUCUUAUGUAUAGCAUUUUAAUGCCUCCUGUGUCCUGACCAGGCGCUGUACUCCAGAAGCAUCUUAAGCAGCUGCUGACUGGCUGACUAAGGAGACGUUGUUUGGCUAAGAGCGGUGUUAGUUCAUGACCAUGGCAGCAUGACUGGUACGGUAACUCCACUACUGCUUGUUAGUUUACUGUGUGUCGCAGUCCCUUCCGAGGUGGUUCAGGAACCCAUCCCGUCUGAGCUUCGGACAGUAUUGUAAUAGAGAAUCCACCGACGCAGACUGGUCUCCUGUCAGCCAGUCACUGUGGGCAUAGUACGUGAGCCUGUUCGUGAAACUCGAUGUCAUCUGUGGCGAUGGGGUCAACCCCGCCCUUUUCUCUUAGUUUAAGAUUUCACCCAUUUCCUUGGUAAAAGUUGGUCCCACAGCUUCUUUCUUGGUUUUAAGAAGGAACUUUUGGUGCAGUUUUGGAGUGCUCGUGGUGCUAAGAUAAAAUACUUUGUGAAUGUGGCCCCAGGUCUCUCUUCGUCACGGAGGAAACAGCCCCACUGCUCUCAGCUUACAUCACAGUGCAUACUAGUACAGUUUUCUGACUGUCACAGGUGUUUUAUGAAGUCAAGAUGAGAAAUUAUUUUUUAUUCAUCAUUCUUAUUCCCGCCAAGGAGAACCCUACUUGACACCCUACUUAAAGAAACAAAACACAUCGAUGUGUUCAUACAUGCAUGAUCAAGUGACCAGACACUCCCGAGCUGUCCUGGGCUGUCCUGGGCUGGGGCUGCUGGUGGUCUUGAGGCAACUCUCUUGCAGAACUUCUUCCAACACAUCUUGCAGAAAUUCCCUAGUCUUGGCAGAAAGCUGGUGGUACCACUGUUCUUCCAGUUCUUGAUUAAGGCCUUCCAUGUGUUCCAGGGUAUGUUUCAGGUGUUGGGAAUUAAUUUAUACCCCUACCCUAAUCUGAAACUCCAUAUGAGAUCUUAAAGGUCUUCUGUUAAUGCUCUGCUGCUCAUUCUUGUCUCGGUACAGUGACAUGUGAUGCAACAAAUAAAAUUCAGUUGAAUCUUGA